AUGGACUGCGAUGAAAUAUUGCUCCAUGCCUUGCAUCUCACCGUUGUCUUUUACCUCAUCUCAAAAUGGUGGUCAUCGCUUUCACCGUCGAAUUUCCUCGAAGUGUUUUGCGAAGGUCUCGCGUUUUCUAUUCCAUAUCCCAGAACACAGAAGGCUGCACUAAAGGAGAUCAGACAUCAUCUCGUGCAAUUACAGAAUGACGAGAGUUUUUUAGGAUGCCACUUUCAGCUGUCGAUUCCAUCACUGACACGAGAUGAAGAAGAGGUUGUGGUUACUCCACCUAUGUACCACCUCUUGGUGCAUCCCAACACAUAUGUGAGGGUUACAAUGAUCCGUCUGGUCGCGUCGAAGAGCAAGGAAUGUGCGGCUCAAACCGACAAGACUCCUUUGCACCUUCGUGACACAACAUCUAUCUCAAUGACCCAUCUGGAAAACCAGGAUCGUGCGAAUCAGACGGAGCGUCCAUUGCGUUCUUCACAAAUUCCUUCCACCCCUCAACCUCAAAGCCGCUCUUCUGUUAGCCAACCCGUGGCUGGGACAUCUACAGGCUCCCAGACCAAUAUGCCUUUGUCCCGAACUCUUUCAACUCCCACCAACGCUUCGAUGCACAACACUUCUCCAGCUCAAACCCGACUUUUCAGCAGCCAUGCUAGCAGCACUCCGGCGCCUCUGGAAGCCGCCGUAGAGUCGCCUUGCAACCAAUCGGGGAAGCGACCUGCGCUAGAAGAGAGCACCAGUUGGAGCGAACCGUCGCCAUCAUUAACGCCCUCUCACACUGUUUAUGUUCGUAUAGCGACAGAUAUCUCUUCCGUAAUUUGUGUUCGGGCAAAUGCCGCCGACUCUGUUCGCUCAUUCAAGCAUCGAGUGCUGGAUCGCUGUGGAGCUCUUGUAGAUUCCCAAAGCGGGGACGAGUUCUAUCUGUCAUAUCAAGACACGAGGCUCCUCAAUGAAGACGCCUCGUUAGGGGACCAUAACAUUGGCAGGCCCGAUUUGGUGCAAUUGAUUCGUCAUCCACGCUCAAUCUUGAAGGAAGAGCGACGUAUGCAGAUGGAAGGGAGCGCUUCGAGGAAAGCAGUGGUUGAUGAUCUGGAGCGGGCUCGUGACCAGCCUGUAUAUGAAAACUUCGAUAUACAGGCUGGUAUGUCUGAGUUUAAAUCCCCGUACCGCGCGGCUCCCACGCCAGUUUCCAUAAAAGGUUCGAUGAUUUUUGACCUCCCCUUAACAAUCCGGUCCGGCCCACGCCAAAUCUUCCCGGUCUACGAUUUCCUUGCGUCCAACCGAAAAUCGUCUUUCAGCUAUGCACCCCAGAAGCACAGCCGAUAUAUGUUUAUAUUAAUCCUUGUGUUUUCUUUAACCUUGAAUGCGUGGGAGCCGCGCGACCGAUUUAUUGAGACCGGUAGGGAUUUUUUAAAAGUCCGAAAACCAUCGGAAUAG
Messenger RNA from Laccaria bicolor S238N-H82, 1434 nucleotides. RefSeq lists its product as uncharacterized. The record is from RefSeq and is a predicted model, not a curated record. Lineage: Eukaryota; Fungi; Basidiomycota; Agaricomycetes; Agaricales; Hydnangiaceae. The transcript is spliced from 6 exons. The coding region runs from base 1 to 1434 and encodes 477 amino acids.